GGUGUAAGGCGCGGGGCGGCGGCGGCGGCGCUGUCUGAGGGAAUGCGCCCGGCCAAGAUGGCCGCUGCUGCCGCCGCUGCCGCCGCGGGACGUCACCUGGCGAGGAGCAGCCCCCCGCUGCGGGUGCCGGUGCGGUGGCAGGGCCGGGCGGCGGCCGCGGUGGUGACGGAGAGCGCCAAGCCCCGGGUGCAGCCCCAGGAGCGGAAACCUAAAACUGGCAUCUUGAUGCUGAACAUGGGAGGCCCGGAGCGGCUGGAUGACGUCCACGACUUCCUACUGCGCCUCUUCCUGGACAGGGAUCUGAUGACGAUGCCGGCUCAAAACAAACUGGCCCCGUUCAUCGCCAAGCGCCGCACGCCGAAGAUCCAGGAGCAGUACAGCAGGAUCGGCGGCGGCUCCCCCAUCAAGAAGUGGACGGCGGUGCAGGGAGAAGGCAUGGUGAAGCUGCUGGACAGCAUGUCCCCUCACACUGCACCUCACAAGUACUACAUCGGGUUCCGCUACGUGCACCCGCUGACCGAGGAGGCCAUCGAGGAGAUGGAGAAGGAUGGCAUCGAGAGGGCCGUCGCCUUCACCCAGUACCCCCAGUACAGCUGCUCCACCACAGGAAGCAGUUUAAAUGCCAUUUAUCGCUACUACAAUGAGAAGGGGGAGAAGCCGAAGAUGAAGUGGAGCAUUAUCGACCGGUGGCCCACACACCCCCUCCUCAUUCAGUGCUUCGCUGAUCACAUCCAGAAGGAGCUGAACCUGUUCCCUCCGGACAAAAGGAAAGACGUGGUGAUCCUCUUCUCGGCCCACUCGCUGCCCAUGUCUGUGGUGAACCGGGGGGAUCCGUAUCCUCAAGAAGUGGGAGCCACAGUCCAGAGGGUCAUGGAGAAGCUCAACUACUCCAACCCUUACAGGCUCGUGUGGCAGUCCAAGGUUGGACCAAUGCCUUGGCUUGGUCCCCAGACAGACGAGACCAUUAAAGGGCUGUGCCAACGAGGAAAGAAGAACAUGUUGUUGGUCCCAAUAGCAUUUACAAGUGACCACAUCGAAACCCUGUAUGAGCUGGACAUCGAGUAUUCCCAGGUUUUAGCAAACGAGUGCGGAGUUGAGAACAUCAGGAGAGCAGAGUCCCUCAAUGGAAACCCGCUGUUCUCCAAGGCCCUGGCAGACCUGGUGUGCUCCCACCUGCAGUCCAACGAGGUGUGCUCCCGCCAGCUGACCCUGUGCUGCCCGCUCUGCGUCAACCCCGUGUGCAGGGAGACCAAGGCCUUCUUCGCCAACCAGCCGCUGUGAGCCCGGCACAGCCGCCCGGCACAGCCGCCCCCGU
This is a messenger RNA of Pipra filicauda (Wire-tailed manakin), 1315 nucleotides long. It is a transcript of the gene FECH, whose product is annotated as ferrochelatase. Gene Ontology annotation, biological process: heme biosynthetic process. The coding region runs from base 43 to 1281 and encodes 412 amino acids. Gene Ontology annotation, molecular function: protoporphyrin ferrochelatase activity. The transcript is spliced from 11 exons. The record is from RefSeq and is a predicted model, not a curated record. NCBI's taxonomy places the organism in Eukaryota, Metazoa, Chordata, Aves, Passeriformes, Pipridae.